Messenger RNA from Theileria annulata, 528 nucleotides. RefSeq names its product bet3 transport protein, putative. Gene Ontology annotation, biological process: intra-Golgi vesicle-mediated transport; endoplasmic reticulum to Golgi vesicle-mediated transport. Lineage: Eukaryota; Apicomplexa; Aconoidasida; Piroplasmida; Theileriidae. The record is from RefSeq and is a predicted model, not a curated record. The coding region runs from base 1 to 528 and encodes 175 amino acids. The transcript is spliced from 5 exons. Gene Ontology annotation, cellular component: TRAPP complex; cytosol; cis-Golgi network membrane.
AUGGAUAAUUAUUCGAAAUUAGGUGCAAACGCAUUUGCGAAGAUGGAUAAAGUGAACUCAGAGCUGUUUUGUCUGACUUACGGCUCAAUGAUAAGUCAGCUUGUACGUGAUAAAGAACACAGCGAUGCAGUUAACGAUCAUUUGAUUUUGAUGGGUAAAAAUAUCGGUAGCAAACUUGUAGACGAACUACUAGCAAAGCUGGGUUGUGUUCCAUGUACAGAUUUUAGAAGCACAGUUGAAGUUAUCGCAAAGGUUGGAUUUAAGAUGUUUUUGGGGAUAUCUGGAAGUGUUGUGGAGGUUGACCAGGAGAAUAAGGUGUACAACAUAGUUUUCCAGGAGAAUCCGCUCGACCAAUUCGUCGAGUUGCCUGAAACUUUAAAGGAUUUGAACUAUUCUAACAUUUUUUGCGGCGUUAUAAUCGGUGCUUUAGAUCAGCUGCAAAUGAAGGUCCAAUGUUACUUUGUUAAGGAUAUGCUGAAAGGAGAUGAUGUUUAUGAGAUUACAAUAAAGCUCGAAGAGGUAUUUUAA